ACUUAUUCAUCAUCAUGACAUCAAAAAACACGAAUUCCUUAAAUUACAUUAAUGUUGAUAUUUUGAGCAAUGUAUCAAAGGAAACAUUUAAUGAUUUAUAUAAAAAGAGACGGCCCAUUGUGUUGCGAGGGGUGGACAUAGGCCCAUGUGUAGAAAGAUGGACAGUGGACUACCUUGCAAGCAAGGGUGGGGAUAGGGAGGUGAAGAUUCAUGUCUCCAAGACAUCUCAGAUGGACUUCAUUAACAAGAACUUCAUGUACAGAUCACUUCCUUUCUCUGAACUUGUGAAAAGAGCCUCGAAAACAAAACAAGAAGAAUAUUUUGCUGAAGAGACAGAAAAAUAUUACCUCCGGGCACUAGGUGAUGAUCCUCGCAAAGACAUUGCAGACAUUCGUGUCCAGUUUCCAAAUCUUGCUUCAGACAUAAAUAUUCCACCGUUCUUUCCUGAAGAGAAGUUCUUUUCUUCUGUCUUCCGCAUUGCCUCCCCUGAUCUCCAGCUGUGGACACAUUAUGAUGUAAUGGACAACUUCUUGAUCCAAGUUCAAGGUCGCAAGAGAGUCAUACUGUUCAGUCCAAGUUCGGUCAACUUUCUCUACAUGAACGGUGACAAAUCGGAAGUUCUUGAGAUUGACACGGUGGACACUUUUCGUUUUCCGUUGUUCAGCAAGGCAGAGAGAUAUGAAGUGAUCUUGGAGCCUGGGGACAUCCUUUUUAUUCCUGCCCUCUGGUUUCACAACGUGAUAUCCCUGGAGUUUGGUGUAGCUGUGAAUGUGUUCUGGAAGCACCUGGACGACAGCAUGUAUGACACCAAGGAUACGUACGGUAACAAGGAUCCUCUCCCAGCAACGCGGGCGUUCCAGAUCACAGACCGCGCAAUCAAAGCUUUGGAAGAAAUGCCUGCAGAAUACAGGGACUUUUAUGCACGUAGGCUUAUCAGUCGGAUAGAACAGAAGGCCGUGAAUCAUGGUGAUAAAUCAGAUGAUGGAUUUCAUAGUGAUAAACCUGAUGAUGAAUUUCAUAGUGUUAAACUUGAUGAUGAAUUUCAUAGGGUUAAACUUGAAGAUUGAUAACAUAGUGUUGAACCUGAUGGUGAAUUUCAUGUGUCAAAAAGGUCAUCAUGUACAAUCUAAGAAAAACCUUGUUUUUGCUCUCAGUACACAGUUUUAACUCAAUCUUGAUGAUGCUUUGUCAGUAUGGUAAUCUUGACAUUACCUAGGCCGAGUUUGAAUUUUGGUAAAAUAGUUAAAAACUAGAUCACUAUGUUAAACUCUGGAAACCACAUUUAUAACUGAAGGUUAACAUUGUUACUUUGACAAUGCUGGGUCAAAGUUGAAUCUGGACAAGUGGGGUCAAAAAGUAGGUAACUAGAAACGAAUCAUAGAAACAACAUCUACUAUAGAAGCCAAAUUUAUGAUUCAAUCAUGAUAAAGGACUUUGGUCGAAAUGUUUCCUUUCACCAUUUCUACAUGAAAACUAUUUUCGAAUCUGGUCUAGUGGAGUCAAGAACAGGGUCACCAGGUCAAACAUCUGAUCUAGAAGCCAUGGUUAUUACCGCACACAAUCUUGAUAAAACAAGGUCAGAUUGUUUAUCUUGACAAUAUCAAGGCCAUGUUUUUAUUCUGGGUCAUGCUUGGUGAGUCUGGAUCAAGUGGGGUAAAGAACUUAAUCACCGGGUCAAGUUUUUUUACAAUUGGUAAACCUCGAAUGCAGAUAGGUGCUUUUGAGCAGUUAUGGCAAAUGUAAGGACCGAUAUGAAUAUAUGAGUGAUAGAUACCAUGGAGGGUCCAGACAUUACUUGAACAUUGCGUUUAAGGUGGUAGGGUGCUUUCCUGAAGUAUUUCCAAAAUCACAACCAUGGGCUCAGGAAUGGAAAACAAACAGGGAAUAAUCGGUUUAUAUUAUUUAUGUCCUUACUGCUGUUACAGCAUAUUGGUGAGGGCGUUUGCCUAUGGUGUGUGAGAUUGAUUGUACGUGUCUCGCACCGGCACAGGUUGGCUUGUUCUUAUGUGCGGCUGCUUGCACAGCAGCGAGUGUUCAGUAUUAUCACAGAGUUCCUAUUCCAUACAGUUUAGGUCAAGUGCAGGGAAUAUUGGAUAUGAUUCGGACGUAAUGAUGUUCAACAGUAAAUUUGUGCCAUGAAUCUAAUUGGGUGGCUCUUAAAGGGAUCUUUUCACGGUUUGGUAAAUUGACAAAAUUGAAAAAAGUUGAUUCAGAUUCGCAAGGUUUCAUUUUAGUUAUGAUAUUUGUGAGGAAACAGUAUUACUGAACAUUUACCAUAGUCCAAUAUAGCCGUUAUAUGUAUCUUUUGACGAUUUGAAAACCUAAAAAUUAUAAAGCGUUGCAACGCGAAACGAUUGAAUAAUUUGGAGAGUUCUGUUGUUGUCGUUUAAAUUUACGAAACUACGAAGAUUGCUUAUAUAAGGUAUAAAAUACUUACACUGUGUACACCCGGCAGAAUAGCCGAGAGGGCUUAUGCGUUGUUACUUCAGACUAACUCCAGGACUCCGGGGGUCACUGGUUCGAGCCUUGGUACCGGCUACUUUUUUUUCCUUUUUUAAAUUUUAUUCUUGAUUUUUUACUGGAGCUUUUAAGAUCCAAUGUUAACAUUUAUCAAUAUAAAGCAUUUAAUGACAAACUUCAAAAUAUGCCAAAAUCUGUGAAAAGGCCCUUUUAAUUGAGAGGCAUGAAGCUAUAAUAAAAUACAAAUAAAACGUAGAGAUGUUAUUUGGUUUGUACAAAAAUGCGCAAAGUGCUUGUGCUUUACGUGUGAAUUCCAUUGACUGGUCGUUGGACUAUAAAGUUAUUGAAAGCCUGCCCACCUGAUAUUUAUGUUAAGAUGUUUUGUAUGAAAUUAUUUUUGUCAAAAUACAAUUUCUAUAUGAUUACUCAAACAUUAUACUUUAUGAUACAAAUGAAAAUGGGACUAAAGGGGUUUGCAAUUGAAAAUAGGUCGCUAUGUCAUCGUUAAAGUAAAUAAAUUGCUUACCUAAACUGUUCACAAUUCUGGAGGCUAGUCAUAAGUUAAGUAAUGGGAACCAUUGAUUUUUGUAAUAUGAAGAUAGAAACUUAAUAUGAAUUUAAGUAAGUUUCGUGUCUUGUGUCUGUGAUAUACAAGUGUUAGUAGUAUAACGAAAACUGAGUUUGUUUUUGUGUUUUAGUAAUUGGAAAGCAUAGUAUGAACUAAUGUAUUAAUUAUUUGUGUGUCUUGUUUAAGAAUGAAACACAAUAAAAACUGGAUACAUUGACCUGCAA
This is a messenger RNA of Dreissena polymorpha, 3252 nucleotides long. RefSeq names its product tRNA wybutosine-synthesizing protein 5-like. Gene Ontology annotation, biological process: wybutosine biosynthetic process. NCBI's taxonomy places the organism in Eukaryota, Metazoa, Mollusca, Bivalvia, Myida, Dreissenidae. The transcript has 7 exons. The coding region runs from base 15 to 1067 and encodes 350 amino acids. The record is from RefSeq and is a predicted model, not a curated record. Gene Ontology annotation, molecular function: tRNA binding; 2-oxoglutarate-dependent dioxygenase activity.